Messenger RNA from Myotis lucifugus (little brown bat), 5035 nucleotides. It is a transcript of the gene TMEM43, whose product is annotated as transmembrane protein 43. Gene Ontology annotation, cellular component: nuclear inner membrane. The transcript is spliced from 12 exons. Gene Ontology annotation, biological process: nuclear membrane organization. The record is from RefSeq and is a predicted model, not a curated record. Bases 163 to 1365 code for a protein of 400 amino acids. NCBI's taxonomy places the organism in Eukaryota, Metazoa, Chordata, Mammalia, Chiroptera, Vespertilionidae.
GGCUGGAGAUCGAGGGGCGGCAACAUUGUAGUACAUCCCCUCUGGUUCUGGGCUUCACGCGCGUUUUCGCAACUCAGGCAGACAAGAGGUCGUCCGCACUCUGGCCGUAAACCCCUUUCCUACCUGAGCAGAGCGAGCCGGGGCGGCGAGCCGGGCCUCACCAUGGCCGCGAAUUAUUCUAAUAUGAGUAAUAGAAGAGAACAUGUCAAAAUUACGACUGACCCCCAGCCAGGCUUCCUGGAGCGGCUGAGCGAGACGUCGGGUGGGAUGUUUGUGGGGCUCGUGACCUUCCUACUCUCCUUCUACUUAAUUUUUACCAAUGAGGGUCGCGCGUUGAAGACAGCAACCGCCCUGGCUGAGGGGCUCUCACUUGUGGUGUCCCCUGACAGCAUCCACAGUGUGGCUCCGGAGAACGAGGGGAGGCUGGUGCACAUCAUUGGGGCCCUGCGGACAUCCAAGCUCUUGUCUGAUCCAAACUAUGGGGUCCACAUUCCGGCUGUGAAGCUGCGGCGGCACGUGGAGAUGUACCAGUGGGUAGAAACCGAGGAGUCCAGAGAUUAUACUGAGGACGGGCAGGUGAAAACAGAGAGGAAGUACUCCUACAACCCUGAAUGGCGGUCGGAAAUCGUCAACAGCAGAAACUUCGACCGAGAGAUUGGCCACAAAAACCCUAGUGCGAUGGCCGUGGAGUCGUUCACAGCAACAGCCCCCUUCGUCCAGAUUGGCAGGUUUUUCCUCUCGGCAGGCCUCAUUGACAAAGUCGACAACUUCAAGCCACUGAGCCUGUCCAAGCUGGAGGACCCACACGUGGACAUUAUUCGCCGGGGAGACUAUUUCUACCACAGUGAAAACCCCAAGUACCCAGAGGUCGGAGACAUGCGAGUUUCCUUCUCCUAUGCCGGGCUGAGCAGCGACGACCCUGACCUGGGUCCAGCUCAUGUGGUCACUGUGAUUGCCCGGCAGCGAGGUGACCAGCUAGUCUCAUAUUCCACCAAGUCUGGGGACACCUUGCUUCUCCUGCACCAUGGGGACUUCUCAGCCGAGGAGGUGUUUCUUAGAGAACAAAAGAGCAACUCCAUGAAGACAUGGGGCCUGCGGGCUGCUGGCUGGAUGGCCAUGUUUAUGGGCCUUAACCUCAUGACACGGAUCCUCUAUACCCUGGUGGACUGGUUUCCCGUCUUCCGAGACUUGGUCAACAUUGGCCUGAAGGCCUUUGCCUUCUGUGUGGCCACCUCACUGACCCUGCUGACCGUGGCUGCUGGCUGGCUCUUCUACCGGCCCCUGUGGGCCCUCUUCAUCGCCUGUCUGGCCCUGGUGCCCAUCAUCAUUGCUCGGACACGGGUGCCAGCCAAAAAGCUGGAGUGAAACAGGCCCUGGCACCUACACAACACCCAUUUGAGUUUCAGGAUCCAGGUCACCCUGUGCCCCCUCCUCUGACCCUGCUCCAUACCAGAGCACGAGUCCGCACUGGUUUUAGAUUCUGCACCUGCUCCACUCUUCAAGGGGCCAGACUUGGCAGCGUGCCCUUACGUCGGAUUUGGUGUUCAUCUGUUAAGUCUCUCCACCCCUUGUCUUGUCAGUGAGCAGCUUUGAUGGGCAGAAGGCAGCUCCUCUCUGGCGGCAUGACAAGCGUUCUCCCACUUGUUUUCCCCCUUCUCUUGGGACUGUGUGUGGCUGGUUGCAUGCAUCAUCUAGCCGGUGUCUUCAGAUAUCCAGGUGACACUCAGAGACCUGCUGCCUUACCCCCUCCUGCCUCCUCCUCGGAGAUAAGUGCCAGGUUCUGCCACACCACCAGCCGCUCCCUUGAUACUAAAGGGCCACCUUUAUCAGCUGUCUCUAAUUGGUGCUGUAUUGCCAAGACAGACUAAGCCCUUACCCUGCAAAGCAGGGUCACUAUAAACCCAGUUUGUGGCUAGAACUUGAUUUGAUAUUUCAAAAAAGCAAAUCCACUGGCUUUGACCUGAGGGAAAUUGGACAUCUGUUGGGCUUUACUCUUUUUAUGGUUUGGCAGCAUCUCCUUAGUGUACAGUAUCUCCAAAGGCUCUGAGUUUUUAUUGCCUCACUUCAUGUGUACUCUACCCCGAGGGAGUUGUUCAAAAUAAGAUUUGAAAAGCAAAGUAGAAAACCUCCUGAAUGACUAACAUUUCUGACUGUUACAGAAAAAGACACCCUUUAACUGUUAGUUGAGGUUAAUUCAGAGCACAGAAAGGUGUUAAAUGGGGCUGUGACUUACCUGGUUUAAAAAAAAAAAAGUUACCGUUGUCAGUAUUCUGGGUCACUGGGAAGCUUUAAGAUGCUUUUGAAAUAAGUGUUACAAAAUGAUUUGUCUUCUCUCUGGGAGGCGUUGGGGAAUAUCUACAAGGUAAAGCGUUUCCUUUUAUCCUAUGGCAUCAGACACUACCAGUGUACUUGAAGUUACGAGUUUUUAGUCAACUAUUAAAGGAAAAGGUUGGAAGCUUUAUUAUCCUGCGCUCCUUCACAGUGACCCCAUCAAAAUCAAGCUUGGAGGCCUCGGGCUUGCUGUAGAUGUGAGUGCUCUUGCCGCCUCAUUCCUUUCAUCAUGGAGGACUUCUGAUACAGCGGCUGGGCCUCCAUGGCUGCUUCUGCUAUUCGUUUUGUUACGUGUCUGCCACUUUGCUCCUCCAAAAUAACAUCUACCCACACUUAAUCAAUAUAUUUCCCAACUACUCUCACACCCUUUGAAAGAUAAAGAAUGUAACCUUGAUGUCCUAAAAAAUUCUUUGUAUAGCUUUUACUUUAUCUUUUACUACUUGGAAAUUGUUCUACCUUGCUGGGAGUGGUUGCUUUAGCAAAUAAGUAUCUGGUAGUUGAAUAGGGAACUUCUGAAAAUAGUGAUCUAAUAAUCUCUCCUAUAGUCCGGGUAUAUGUUACAGAUUCUUCAUGGUAGGGACAGCUGGCCCCACAGAUAAUUUAUCUGGGUUUAAGGACUGAAAUAGUUCACUGCAGUUUCAUUGAAUCUCUAAAUCAGGGGUGGAGAAUGUCCGGCCUAUGGGCCAUAUAAGGUCUGAGAAAUCAUUUGGUCUGGCCCUGCCAAGGCAUUAGGGGUGAGUUAGUUAAAUGUUUGACUAAAUAUAGCAGGAUAAUUUUUAAGUUGAUAAUUUUGUGUGGCCUGCAAAUGAUGUUAUAAAUAUUCAAAUGGCUCUUGGCAGAAAAAAGGCCCUCCACUCCUGCUCUAAAUCCUCAAAGGAUGCUUUUGGAAAAUACAGUACAGUAAAACCCUCGAUUUAAUGGACUUAGUAUUUAACAGACAAAAUUUCCGGUCUGUAUGUUAUGUGGAAGUUAACACCCUCUCAAUUAAAAAAUGCUUUUAACCAAGAGUUGCUUGUAAUAAACAGGUUAUAUUUUUUGUUAUUCACUGUUACUAGUAUUUUUAAUAAAUUUUAGUGAAUAGGCCAUAUGCUGGAAAAAACAAGUAAUUUUGAUGACAUAAAUAUUACAUAUCUACAACUAUAAUCUACAUAUUUAAAUCCAAGAAUCACUGCUUGUAAACAAUGUCUGGUGAAUGAUGAACACGUGAUCACACCGCAUGGAGCAGUAAUUAGUUGUUGUUGUUGCAUGGUGUCACUUUCUGCAGCAGUUUUAACGCCGAAGUUCUGACAUACACUAAGGCACAUCCCCUCUGUGUGCAUCUGUUUACUCGUGGAGACUGGUGAAUGUACACAUUUACUAGAUCUAUUCAGUAUAAAUUUAAAAUUACAGUAAUACAUGUAGAAAACUUUUCUGUGAAAUUAAACUUUUCAUAUAUACUUAAUUUUAAUUAAACAUCUACAUAAGUGAAAACAGGUAAACUAAUUUGUCAAUAUUUUAAUAUAUGCAUUCGGAAAACCUGUUUCAUUAUAUAAUGGGCUUUCAGCUUUAAUGGACACACCCUUGCCCAUAUUAGUUCCUUUUAUCGAGGUUUUACUGUAUAUACAAAAUCUUUGGGAUUGGUCUGUAAUUUUUCCAAGUAUAAGAUUUUAAAUUACUGCCAAUUUCAAAUGUUCUUUAGGAGCAAAAUAAUGUUAAGAAAUAUUUGAUGCCUUGGAAAAAUCAUGAAAUUUGUAUUCUUUGUAUUUUUGAUAGAAAAAUCAAAAUAAAUGUCUAAGUAUCUUUUAUAGGACAUUGCCAUUAUUCCUUUUGUUGUUUCUGUAUUCUUUCUGAAAUUUCUACCUUAAAGAAUUCAGCUGUAAAAUUCAGUACAAACCAUAUGAUUUUUAGACUCAGUUCUAAGUUGUUUUUGGUGGUUAAAAUAUAUGUAUUUUUAAAGGGCAACUCAAUAUUUCUAGCACUUAGAAGUCUUAAAUGUCAAAGCCUACUUUGUUUUGGAUGCAUUUAAAGUGAAGGAUUCACACUUCACCCAUCUUCAGAAUUGUGCUGGAGGACGGGAUGGAGCCACAGUCCAAAAGGCAUCACUGGCUUUGGGUUGGCACAGACCUGAAUUCCAGUCUCAAGUCUGCCACUGAUUGGCUAUGUUAUGUUGGGAAAAUCAAUACUUUGAGCCUCAGUCCCCUCAUCUGUAAAAUGAGAACAAUGCCAUUGUACCCCCACAAGUUUGCUGUGAGGACUGGCAGAAAGCCCAUGAAAUGCCAAACACAUAUGACAUUAACUUUUUAUUCUUUUUCCUCCUGUUCUGAAGCAAAGGACUGUUGUAAUUAUCCACUCUGAAGUUAGCAAUUUGAAUAGUUCUUUUUAUGUAUUACAAGAUUUGAAGCAGGUGAGUGAUAACUUUCCAAAACCUAUUCUUGUAUUUUUAAAAACUGAAAGUUUUGAUUUCCAUAGUGCCUUCUAGGAGCUGACCUCUGCCUGAAAAACAGGUUGGUGUGGGGAGACAGGAUGAUGCUCGACUGAAUUCCCAGAAAGCAAGUCGCUUACCUCUAGAAGAGGAAGGGCUCUGGUGCAGGAAGAGUGAGGCUCUGCAGUUUCCAUGGCAACCUGUUUGUUUCUCAGCAAGAGUCUUCCUGCCAGGCUUUUAUGCAUAUGAGUCAUACCUCAAGUGUUUUGUUUGUUUCCCUUGGAUAAAACUGAUUCAAAUUUU